Phaeodactylum tricornutum CCAP 1055/1 is the source of this 2499-nucleotide messenger RNA. Its product is annotated as voltage activated chloride channel CLC7 type. NCBI's taxonomy places the organism in Eukaryota, Bacillariophyta, Bacillariophyceae, Surirellales, Neidiaceae. Gene Ontology annotation, molecular function: voltage-gated chloride channel activity. The transcript has 4 exons. Gene Ontology annotation, cellular component: intracellular membrane-bounded organelle; membrane. The coding region runs from base 45 to 2351 and encodes 768 amino acids. The record is from RefSeq and is a predicted model, not a curated record. Gene Ontology annotation, biological process: chloride transport; transmembrane transport.
AAGAGAUUUCAAGACCGCUACAAACUUUCAAAUCGACAAUCACGAUGAGUGGUCGACCUCCGCUUCCCAAACGGCAGCAUAGUUAUCAUUUUUCCGUGAGCGCAGAUGCUCUGGGCAGCAGCAGUGGUCACGAAGGCGGUUCUGAUCAUCACUAUCAUGAGCCCAGCAUUGACUCUUUGACCUACGUUGCUGAUGAGUCCGAUGCCUGGCGCGCGCACGAAGCUACCCAGCAGUUUCUGCACCGGGGAAAGUUCUGGAACAAGGGCAAACACGAGACGACCCAACGGUACUUUCUGAUUUCGGCAAUUGGAAUUACGCAGGCGACCGUGGCCUACCUUACCAAUUUAAGCUCGUCCUACUUUAUUAAGUCGAAAUAUGGUCAAGUUUACGACUUGCUCGAACACGGUCAUGUUGCACACGCUUUUUUUCGUUUCUUAUUUAUUCAAACAGCCUUUGCCGCCGUAGCCAGUAUCUUCGUUUGGAUUGAGCCAGUAUCAGCAGGUUCCGGAAUCCCGGAAGUAAAGUGCUACCUAAAUGGCGUCGACUUGCCGCGGGUGGUAGACCCCAAGACGCUGAUCUGCAAGGUACUCGGGGUGAUUUGCUCCGUCUCAGCCGGUCUCCCGGUGGGUAAGGAAGGUCCGAUGGUACACUCCGGAGCUGUCGUGGCCACGACCGUUGCAGCCGGUCGGACCCGGAACGAUGUACAAAAACGCGAUCUUGUGGCCUGCGGAGCUGCCGCUGGAGUGUGCACGGCGUUUUCAGCGCCCAUUGGGGGCAUCCUCUUUGCACUCGAAGAAGGCGCGAGCUACUGGGCACCCUCGCUCACCUGGCGAACCUUUUUUUGCAGUAUGAUCGCAUUCACAACGCUGCUGGUUUUGAAUACCAUCGGAACAACCUUUGGAAAACUAGGCUUCAACCGGCUAUUUUCGUUCGGAAAUUUCCUGUACGAAGGGCGGGAGUCCAGCUUUGCCGUCUACGAGUUGGCCAUUUUUGUGUUGAUUGGGGUGUUGGGAGGUCUGAUUGGCGCCAUUUUCAACAACACCAACGAGAAAAUCACACAUUGGCGAAUUAAAAAUAUCAACCACUCCAAGAAACGACGUUUCGUGGAAGUCUUGUUGGUUUCCAUGCUUGUCUCCACCAUCUCAUUUCUGCUCCCGCUUUUAUGGGGUCAAUGCAAGGCUCUACCCCACGAUCCAAACUUUUCUGAAAGCGAACAGGAACUUGUUGAAAGCCUGGUACCCUUUCGCUGCGUCGCCGGAAAAGAAUACAACGAAGUGGCUUCUCUGAUGUUUACUGAUCCAGGAGACGCUAUUCGCCUACUAUUUCACAUGCGCAAACAUGCCUUUAGUUUCGGUGCGUUGCUGCUCUUUUUCUUGUCCUACAUUUCGCUCGCCGUUCUUGUAUACGGAAUUGCGGUUCCGUCGGGACUCUUUGUCCCUAGUCUCCUAUCGGGGGCUGCUUUUGGGCGUCUCUUUGGAAACUUGGCACUCCGGCUGUCCCCAAAUCUGGCCUUUAGCAACACAUAUGCAUUGAUUGGAGCGGCAGCAGUGCUAGGCGGUAUGGCACGCAUGACCAUUAGCUUGACUGUAAUUCUUUUGGAGUGCACAGGAAAUGAACAAUUUGUGCUGCCUCUAAUGUUGACUCUCAUGACGGCACGCAUUGUCGGUGGAGUCUUCAACGAAGAUUUGUAUCAUAUUCACAUUCACCUCAAAAAAGGUGUCAAUUUUCUGGAAGCUGAGCUUCGCUCGAUCACCAGGCAUCACAAUUUGAUUGCAGGUCAUGUUAUGAGCCCCAAAGUCAUUUUUGUGCGCCCUGUGGAAAAGGUGGGCGUUAUCUAUGAUAUUUUGAAAAGCUCCCAGCAUACCAAUUUCCCGGUAAUCGAUACGGAAGACAAUGGUGUUUUGUUCGGUACGAUUGGCCGGAAUGCUCUGUGCGUGCUUCUGAAAUACCGAGCGUUUGGGUUCCCCAAGAGCGAGUCUAGCGAAACUGGCAAAGGCAUGAUCCAGAACUACCUCAAGUUGGAAUGCGACGACGAAAAAUUCCUGCCUUUGGUACAGUGGGAGGUCUUGGAAAAGGCGUAUCCCAAGUACCCGUCCAUUUCGGAAAUCCGAGUGAGCCGGGAAGACCGUGAGUGCCUGGUGGAUCUUCGACCGUACGCCAACGUGGCCGCCAUUACGGUUCCUGAAACCGCGUCCAUUUCGAGAACAUACCAGGUGUUCCGGAGUUUGGGAGUGCGGUUUCUGCCGGUGGUGAACCGACACAACCAAGUCGUCGGAACGAUCACGCGGCCAGAUCUGACUCCGGAUGCUCUCGCCGAGAAAAUGAUUGGCAAGGGAAAGAAGUUACAGUAGGGAAAAUAGUGUCCUGUUUUUUGUUGUUGUGUAUUUGGAGUUUCAGUUCUGGAGAAAGCAGAGGGGGUGGUAGCCUUCCAAUGUUUUCCUAGUUUUUGUUCCGUUUUUGUAACUAACAGUAAAUUAGCCUGUUCACAUUACUGCUGUC